Messenger RNA from Salpingoeca rosetta, 989 nucleotides. RefSeq names its product down syndrome critical region protein 3. The record is from RefSeq and is a predicted model, not a curated record. NCBI's taxonomy places the organism in Eukaryota, Choanoflagellata, Craspedida, Salpingoecidae. Gene Ontology annotation, cellular component: endosome. The transcript is spliced from 11 exons. Bases 99 to 989 code for a protein of 296 amino acids. Gene Ontology annotation, biological process: intracellular protein transport.
GAAUUCUACAACCGCACUGCCGCUGUGGAGCGACACAAACAAACACGAUAGCCAGCAGCACACCCACACAUACACCAGCCACCAACCAACCAACCGCCAUGUCCAUGUCCAUAUCGUUCUCGCGGAGCUCCAAGAAGUACCGCGAAGGCGAGCUGUUGCGAGGUACAUUGAACAUUGACAGCAAAGGGCUCAGUUACAAUGGCAUCAGCUUGUACUUGGAGGGAUCAGUGAGUUUGCAACUGAGUGCGAAGAACGUUGGGUUGUUUGAAGCUUUUUACAACUCGAUCAAACCGGUUCAGCUCAUCAGCGCGUCGCUGGAUCUGCGCAAAGCUGGCAAACUGAAUGCAGGCGUAACGUCGAUACCGUUUGAGAUUCCGCUCAAGGCAAAGCCGGGGCAGAAGCUGUAUGAAACAUACCACGGCGUCUUCAUCAGCAUCCAGUAUGUUCUGCGGGCGGAGCUGAAGCGGUCUGCGUUCUCAAAGGACCUGCAGACAAAGGCGGAAUUCUUUGUGGAGGCGUUGGCACCACGCACAGACUCAGACCCCGUGAAGUUCAGCAUUACACCAGAGUCGCUGGACAAUGCAAAGACGCGGGCCGAUAUUCCGAAGUUCCUCAUUGACGGACACAUCGACCACCCAACCUGCGACAUUGCGCAGCCGUUCACGGGCGAGAUUGUCGUGCGGCGGUCGGAGCUGCCCAUCAAAUCCAUCGAACUGCAACUCGUGCGCGUGGAGACGUGCGGAUGUGCAGAGGGAUACGCCAGCGACCCGACGGAGAUCCAGAACAUCCAAGUUGCGGAGGGCGACGUUGCCCGCGAUUUCGCCGUUCCGCUCUACAUGACAUUCCCGCGCCUCUUCACCUGCCCAUCCCUCCUCACCCCAAACUUCAAGAUUGAGUUUGAGGUGAAUCUGGUCGUUGUGUUUGUGAGCGGAGACGUCAUUUCAGAAAACUUUCCCGUCAAACUCCUGCGACACACGCCCACAAAGUAG